This is a messenger RNA of Priapulus caudatus, 1774 nucleotides long. Its product is annotated as galactokinase-like. The coding region runs from base 3 to 1181 and encodes 392 amino acids. The record is from RefSeq and is a predicted model, not a curated record. Gene Ontology annotation, cellular component: cytosol; cytoplasm. NCBI's taxonomy places the organism in Eukaryota, Metazoa, Priapulida, Priapulimorpha, Priapulimorphida, Priapulidae. Gene Ontology annotation, biological process: carbohydrate phosphorylation; galactose metabolic process. Gene Ontology annotation, molecular function: galactokinase activity; ATP binding. The transcript has 8 exons.
ACAUGGCAGCGUCCAUUGAAGAAAAACGUAUCACGAAUUUUGCUCGGCAAAACUUUAUUAAACUUUUCGGUAAUGGAGAUAUAUGUGCAGUUGCUGCGCCCGGCCGGGUAAAUCUGAUUGGAGAGCACACAGACUACAAUGCAGGCUUCGUUUUGCCCAUGGCUCUACCUCUUGUCACAGUCAUGGUAGGUAGACAAACCAACUCUAACAUUUGCCGUAUCAGCACACUAGCAGAAAAUGUUGAUCAACCAAGAACGAUUGAAUUACAAUUACCUUCGGAAAAAGAUCAGCUGGCACCAGGAGAACCGUCUUGGGCAAACUAUGUGAAAGGUGUCAUGGCAAAUUACAAAGGCAAGCUGUGUUCAUUCGAUGCAGUGAUUGCAUCUUCGGUGCCAGUUGGAGGCGGAGUUUCCAGUUCUGCCGCACUAGAGGUCGCCACUUACAUGUUCCUCGAUCAGAUUUCACAGGAUAAUGGGAAUUUCAGCUUGAAAGAUAAGGCACUUGCUUGUCAGAAAGCAGAGCAUGACUUUGCUAGCAUGCCCUGUGGGAUUAUGGACCAGUUUGUGUCAUUCAUGGCUAAAGAAGGACAUGCUCUUUUUAUUGAUUGUAGGUCAAUGGAAUCUAAGUUGGUUCCAAUGAACGACCCUGGGCUAUCAGUCCUUGUUACAAACUCCAAUGUUCGACAUGAGCUCACUGGGAGUGAAUACCCCACGAGGAGGCGGCAAUGUGAGGAAGCUGCCCAUGCACUCGGUAAAACAAGUCUGAGGGAUGCAACCAUCAAGGAGCUAGAAGGGCACAAGCACGAGUUGUUUGAUGAGGUCUACCGUCGUGCCAGGCACGUCAUCGGCGAGAUUCAAAGAACCGAAGAAUCCGUGCUUGCUCUCGAGAACGGCGACUAUACGUGCUUCGGCAAGUUGAUGAUUGCCAGCCAUAAUUCUCUCAGGGAUGAUUUUCAGGUGUCCUGUGUGGAGCUCGAUGAACUGGUCGACAUUGCCUUAUCCGUGAAGGGGGUGUACGGUUCUCGCAUGACGGGGGGUGGGUUCGGGGGAUGCACGGUCACUCUGCUAAAGACUGAAGCCAUAAACCAUCUCCAAGAUGCCAUCAAGAUUAAAUACAGUGGCAGUGCGACAUGCUAUAUCUGCACACCUUGUGAUGGAGCUAGGAGAGUCAGACUGGACUGAGAACUGAACCUAUAUUAAAGUUGUUUAGUUUUUGUAUGAAUUGUAUUCAGACUGAAUGAGAUUACAGUAUUAGUGGCAAAUAGUGAUUCCAUUUAUGGCAUUUUUUUUAUUCCAUGUAUGACAUUUUUGGUAUGAAUUGUAUUUAGACUGAAUGAGAUUACAGUAUUAGUGCCAAAUAGUGAUUCCAUUUAUGACCAAUGCAAGAUCAGAAUUAUAUUUGUGAAUCAAAAUUUUUAUUACAAGUUAGUCUGGAAUUGUUAGGUUAACUUUGUUGUAUAAUCAUUGAAAUGUACACCUAAAUAAUAUGAUAGAAACAUGUCAUAUAAAUAUAUAUGUAAAGGUGAGCACAGGAAAGAGUUAAAAAAAUAUCAUUGAAUUCUUGCGAUAAGAUUCUAUGUUUUACUUAUGUACACUGUAGAAAAAUAUUACAAAUAAAGUUAAUAUUUUACAAUUUUCAUAUAAAAUAAAUUAUAUAAUUUCUCUACUAUAUACACUCAGUAUUCUGUGAGUCUACUUAAAAAUAAUCAUUAAAAAAAAUUUCCACUACUACGAGAAAGUUUGAAAAAUAUCGCAGCUUUAAAAGUACAGCACCA